AUGGCUAAUUUUUUCUGGUCGGUUUCUUUGAUUACCGUUUUCAUCGCGUUACUUCCCAUUCUAACACAAGCUGAUGUAAAAUUGAUCAACAACAUCUGCAAUACAACUAUGGAUUCAGGAAACUGUCGUUCAAUUCUUAACACCCAAUUGCAAAGGAAAGACGUAGAAAAAGGUAUUUAUGGAUUAUUAUACAUAUCAUGUGAAUACACUAGGAAUGUAGCACAAAUAACUUGGUCUAAUAUAAAUUACCUCGUCCGAGAUGCUGGAAAAAAUCCUGUAGCACUAAUGAUAGUAAAACUCUGCCAAUCCAAGUAUAGAGAAGCAACGGAAUCGUUUUCCGUAGCGAUGAACAUUACAAAACAUCAUGAUUCUCGACAAGCUGUGUCGCACAUCAGAAAUGGACUCGAGAAAGUUAAUGAAUGCAAUCAAGUUCAACAUAGCACUCUUUUGCUUAAUAGUUACCAAAAAAUAGUUAAAUCCACUGAUAUUUCUUUUAAAGUUGCUAGCUUCAUCGCACCACUUUGA
Molecule: messenger RNA, 525 nt
Organism: Mercurialis annua (annual mercury)
Lineage: Eukaryota; Viridiplantae; Streptophyta; Magnoliopsida; Malpighiales; Euphorbiaceae
Exons: 1
Coding region: 1-525 (174 amino acids)
Molecular function (GO): enzyme inhibitor activity
Source: RefSeq, a predicted model, not a curated record